Pelodiscus sinensis (Chinese soft-shelled turtle) is the source of this 4580-nucleotide messenger RNA. The record is from RefSeq and is a predicted model, not a curated record. Lineage: Eukaryota; Metazoa; Chordata; Testudines; Trionychidae.
AUUAUGUGCCUGGAUUUAGUGUUGUCCUUUUAAACAGGCUGUAGCUGUUAAAGUGGCGCCGGGGAAAGAGAGAGAAAAGUUGGGGAUGGGUGAUCAAUGCAAGGCCAGGGGAAGGACCCACGCUCGGUGGUGAUUGCCGAGCUGGGAUCGUGACCAGUGGUGUUUUACUGCCAGCAAGUUUUAUUGCCAUAUUUCGGAUUAUGGGAAACGUGCGAUGCGCUCCUUAAAAGAAAUCUCUCCAGCGUUUCGGGUCCGCCAUCCGGUCAUCUGUGUCAACAACCACGUAUUCUGUUCCAUUUGUAUUGAUGUGUGGCUGAAGAACAAUAGCCAGUGUCCGGCUUGCAGGAUCCCUAUCACCUCUGACAAUCCCUGCAAGGAGAUUAUAGGAGGAACAAGUGAAAGUGAUCCCAUAUUUAGUCCUACAGUAAGAAAACAUCUUCGUAAAACCAGACUUGAACUGCUCCACAAAGAAUAUGAGGAUGAAAUAGAAUCCUUGCAGAAAGAAGUGGAAGAGCUAAGAGGUAAAAAUCUUGGCUUGGAAGCACAGCUAAAAACAGUUUUGGAUCCUGGAGCCUUGCGUCUUGGUAGCACCAAUGAAGAAAGUCAUCAGCCUACAGAUGAGGAGCACCACGCUGGCCCAGAAACAGUGGAAGAAUGGACCAAGAAACUUAAAGCUGCUAAUGAUCUGUAUGAGAAAGUGAAAGAUGAUGUGGAAAAGCUAAAGGAGGCAAAUAAGAAACUCAGACUGGAAAAUGGUGGCCUUUUGAGAGAGAAUUUGCGACUGAAAGCUGAAGUUGAUAGUAGAUCACCGCAAAAGUUUGGUAGGUUUACAGUAGCUGCGCUUCAGUCCAAAGUAGAACAGUGUGAACGUGAAACGAACCGUCUGAAAAAAGCACUGGAAAGAAGUGACACAUACAUAGAAGAACUGGAAUGUCAGAUUACGCAGAUGAAAGGAUCGAGUGGAGAAACCCAAAAUGUGAGUACUGUUAGUGAGAGAGCACUUUUCACAGAUAAUAAAGGAAGCGAAAGCAGUGAAGAAGAUGUUUCAUCAUUAGAAACCCAAGAAGAAAGACUAGAGAAAAAGACUCCAACUACCAGCCAAAGUCCCAACAGUCUUGAGCAACUGACAAGUAAUGGACUCUUAAAUGGUGAUGGCGCUUGCUCAAAUUCUGCUAGUCAAGACAGUUCAAAUGAGCCAGACACACACUGUUGUCCGACAAACAAAGAACUAUUUUCAGGGUGUCAGGAAGUUCUCCUGGAUAUAGCUGCUACAAAUAUGGAUGCCUGCUUAGAACAACAGUGGGAUAAAGCUGAGGAUUGUGCACCAUAUAAAGAUGAAGAACUUUAUGAGCUUCCAGCACCGUGUACACCUUCUUUGUCACUGAGUUGUCUCCAAUUGAACACCCCUGAUAUCAAAGACAGUCCUCUCACAAAACAAGAGAAUACAGGGAAGCCUUCUGCCUUUCUAAGGAAACUGGAAUUUGAUGAUUUUUGUGACACUUCAGAUGAUUGCAACAAAGAUUCUCCAGAACAUAAUACAAGCUCCUGCAACAGCCAGAAGAAGUUGACUUGUUUUACUUCGGCAAAGCCAGUGUUUUGGAAUAGCUGCUCAACAAACUAUGCUGAUAACUUAGAUUUUGAAGGUUCAGAGCAAAAUGCAAUCACUAGUCAUUCAGGCGAGCCAUCGGCAAAGUCCAGCGAUAAGCAUGAACUUCUUUUAUCUAAAAGAUUACAUACUAUCCGCUCUUCAGAAAUGAACCGCACGAGAACAUCUAGUGAAGCAUCCAUGGAUGCUGCUUACCUUGAUAAAAUUUCUGAGUUGGACUCCAUGAUGUCCGAAUCUGACAAUAGCAAGAGUCCCUACUACAACUUUAAGACCUCUGACCUUGAUAAUGCUUCUAAGGCAACACAGUGUUCUGAACUCCUGAAUGAAUCAGAUAAGAAGCUGGAAGAAAGGAACAAACAAAACUGUGUAAAAUGCCCUGAGUCAAGUGACCAAUUGGUAGAUUGGAAACCUGCUACAUUUUCAAUCCUCUCUCCAUCUGAAGUAGACAUGAAUGAACACUUCCCAUUGUUUUCAGGCCGAAAUUCAGAAACUAGUGAAAUCAAACCUCAGAACUGUUUAUUUCAAAGAGAGUUUUCCCAAAAUUUUCUUUUCAGUAAUUCACAAAGGCUAUUUGAAGAACAUAAGUUUGGUUCCUCCUUUUUUAAGAUGUCGUCAUCUGAGAUGCAUAAUCUUCACAACCAACUUCAGUCUCCUUGGGCUUCUUCCUUUAUUCCUGACAAGAAACAGAAGGGUGUCAAUCAGUCGACCAAAAGAAAAAUUCAAAGCAGCCUUUCUAAUGCUAGUCCUUCAAAAACUACUAAAAACUAACUCCUGUUGAAAUUAGUAGUCUUAGUGUGCCAACAUGAGAACAUUUAAAAGUGCCCAAGCUAACUUGCUUUCUGGUGAGUUCUAUGUGACCUGAUUCAGUUUCCCUGUGACCAACUGAGAUCUGAAUGUUCUCUCAGCACCGCAAACUGUUACACUUAGAGAAGAACCAUUCUGAGAUUUCUUCUUUGACAGAACUGUUUGUUUUGUUUUGUAAUUCCUUACUUUUUUUAAUUGUCAGGUUAUGUGAUGUUCUGUUUGCGCAGCAGUUAUGUCAUUCUUGAAUAUGACCGAUUUUUUAAAUGUUCUUGUUAAACCAACCUUUUACAUGGGAAAUAACUUGCUUUUUAAAGUUUAAUUUCCUAUGCUACAAGGUAAUGGUAACUUUUUGUAACGCUGCUACUGGUAAUAUUGUUCACUUGCCAUAAAACAAUGUAAAUUCUUGUUGUAAAACUUUGCUUCCAAAGGAAACUGCUGCUGCUGCUUAGACUAUUUGCAUGGCACUAUUCUAUACUGAAACUGUAGUUAGAGUAUGUAUAUAUUGUAGCAGACUCUCAUUUCAGUGUUUCUACAUUUCAGUUAGAAAACAUCUCUUCCUUUAACACUGAAAACAUGGCAUUUUGGGGAGGGUGGGGGAGUUGAGCACAAUUUUUAAUUUUGUUUCCACAAAGCAUUGUUGUCCAGAACAUGUUCAGUAUGCCUAUGUAGACCAUAAAAAUGGGUUUGUAUGCUAAUGACUUGUUUACCUAAUGUGCACUGAACAUUUUACAUUAAUACUGUACUGUUUUACAUUAAUACUGCAUGCUUUUCUAUGUGAAUUGAAUAAAAGAUGUCAUAAGCACUGUAAUCUUUGAUGUUGCCUCAAAUAUUGAACUAGCACAAGAAGAAAUGGGAGAGUUUUUGUUUCUUUAUAUAUAUAAAAUUUUGAAAAUUGUAUAAAACUUUUGUAAGAUGUAGGUUACAAUUUUUGAAUAAAUUCACAUUAUCUUCCCCCUCCCUAUUAGAUGUAUUGCCAUUCUCGUGUUCAUAUCAGUGCAUUUGAUGGAAAUGGGUUUCAGCCUUUUUGGAGGUGACUUUUCCAUUAAGUAUUGAAUAGGUCAACAUGAUCUAAUGGACUGCUACGGAUAAGUAUCAGAAAAUUAGACGUGUUUUUCUGUAUCCUCAAAAACAACAAGGAACCCUUUGGCACCUUAAAGACUAGCAGAUGUAUGUAAGCAUAAGCUUUCAUAGGCAAAACCCUACCUUGUCAGCGUUUGUAAGGUGCCACAGGACUUCUUGUUGUUUCUUCUACAAAAAGAAGCCCCAAUUAUGCAGCAGCAAAGCAAGAUUAGUAUCUUUGCAUUAUGGUGUACUCUGUGUUCAAAAAUUAAAUAUUCUUUUUAACUUAGACGUGAAAUUUGUCAUUCUAAAUGGACUCCAUGAUGGCAUUUCUCACAAAUAGGCAGAUCAUGUCUAUUGAUGUCUUGAGGACAAAAAAUCCAUGAACUGCCAUUAGCCCACCUUUAGUAGAGUGAUAUACAGCUGGAAACUCUGUGGACUAACACUUUAAUAAAAAUAUAUAUGUAGUUCUGUCAACAAUUGGACCUGGAAUAUAUUUUGCAUUUUCUAUGUGUAUGUUUAGAACAAGUGUUACUUUACUUUGGUACAAAUGUCUGUUCCAAAAUAAUCACCAAUGUCCCAAACACAGCCAUCCCAGCUAUGGCUACAAGCCUCCGUACUAGAUGAUAACCUAUUCCUUAGCACCUCCUACUUUAGCUGAUGUUGGUUCAAUCUUGCAAGAAAAUGAAUGUUUGUCACUGUACAUGCUUAGUUUAUAUUUAUCAGAAGUCAAGGGGCCGUCCUAUUCUGGACAUUAAUUCUAGUUAUUCUUAAUUAUUUAAAUCAUAGGAUUAUUUCAUGUUAGCACUUCUUUCCGAGUCUGUACUUACCUUUUUUGUUUAAUUUACCAUUACACUGAUAGUAAAUCAUGCAAGAACACAUGCAGUUGCCAAAUGCUGGGAGUAAUUUUUAUUUUGGUCCUUUGUAGUUUUGUGGCCAAGCUCUGGGUCUUUGAAAUGUAAAUUAUGCAUGUUUUAUACUUCAUACGCAUUCAGUUUGUUUUACACUAUGUCGCUUUAAAUUUCAUUAGUAGGGUUUAGUGACAACAUAAUGACUGCUGGUGUCUUAUUUAAUAUCAAGUCAGAAUAUAUGAAAAUAUAUAUUUGGGUAA